Molecule: messenger RNA, 387 nt
Organism: Colletotrichum gloeosporioides
Lineage: Eukaryota; Fungi; Ascomycota; Sordariomycetes; Glomerellales; Glomerellaceae
Exons: 2
Coding region: 1-387 (128 amino acids)
Source: RefSeq, a predicted model, not a curated record
AUGAAGCCCAACCGCCACUCUGGUCGUGGUCUCGGCGUACUUGCGACGCUAAUCGUUCUUUUUUCAACCAUACACUCUGCCACCGCGGUAGAAUGUUGGGGUGGCCUGUCAGAGUAUCCUAACGUGUUUGUCAUUAAUAUCGGCCGCUCGCAUUCGACUGUUGGAGCUGCGUGGCCUGGUCUCAGAAGGAUACCGGACGGAAACACAAGUUUGUGUCAUGCGAUGGAGAACUCGGGAAUGCAAGCGCUAAUUCAUUACCAGAGUGGACGUCCUUCCCAGACGACACAACUUUACCUGAUUUCUUUCUAUCUGGACAGGAACCAAGUUUACGGAGUGCUCUAUUUGAUUCAAGGUACUGUUUGUCCCGAGAAGCGGUUCAGAUAUUGA